Messenger RNA from Neltuma alba, 787 nucleotides. RefSeq names its product transcription repressor OFP6-like. NCBI's taxonomy places the organism in Eukaryota, Viridiplantae, Streptophyta, Magnoliopsida, Fabales, Fabaceae. Gene Ontology annotation, biological process: negative regulation of DNA-templated transcription. The transcript is spliced from 2 exons. Bases 46 to 594 code for a protein of 182 amino acids. The record is from RefSeq and is a predicted model, not a curated record.
UUUCCCGCACGCUGUGUUUCUUGCUUUCAGGAACAAAACAGAGCAAUGUCUCACCCCAGAAAGAAGCUUCAUUUGAGCUCUGUCUCCGUCAAACUAGGCUGCAGCAGCUGCAGGAGACCAAAGCUCUCUCAUAUAUUCCACCCAAAGCCUAAACCCAAGAACCCCUCUUACCAUAAACACAAACUUUACAAUCUUUCUUCUUCAAGCCACUACGACUCCGCCACCACCACUACCACCACCACAACUUUCUCUCCCUAUGUCGACUCCUCGCAGUUUUCUGACUCUGAUUACUACGGGAAUGCGUCGAGGACAGUCGGAGCUUUCGGCAGGGUAGGCGGCGAAGGCGUGGCGGUCGAGAAAGAUUCCGACGACCCUUAUCUGGAUUUUAGGCACUCCAUGCUUCAAAUGAUACUGGAGAAUGAGAUAUACUCCAAGGACGAUCUUCGGGAGCUUCUCAAUUGUUUUCUUCAGCUCAAUUCUCCCUACCACCAUGGAGCUAUAGUCAGAGCUUUCACUGAGAUCUGGAAUGGGGUCUUCUCUGUGAAGACCAGUUCACCCAGAUUUCACUUCAGUCGCAAGUCACGUGACUUCUGAGUUCUCCACGUGGUUGACAAGACGGAUAAGCAUUACAAGGCUUCGUUGCUUUGUGCUCGGACAAACUUAUUUCUGCUAUGCUAACGUUGCAUUGUACACAUGUCGUGAACUAAUGAUCACCCAAAUGUAAAGUGUCUCUGUUAGUUUUCACCUUUUUUAGAACUUUACCACAAAUGAAUGGUUAGUUGUUCAU